AUUAAAUAGUUGAGCAAUGGAAAUAAAAGCUUAUGAAAAUGAUAUUUUUUAUGAUAAUAUGGGAAUGAGACUAUGGGAAAGAAGACAUUAACAAUUAGAUAAAUAUAUAGAAAGAGAUAAAAUAUUAGACAUUGGAUGCAAUGAUGGCAAGUUUAUUUAAAGGUUAGCUCAUUCUUUAGAUUUCAAUUUGAUUGCUGGUUUAGAUAUAGAUCUUGAAGUUCUUAAAUAAGCUACGUAAUUUUUGAUAUUUAGUUAAGUGAUAACUUAGUUUAUGAUCAAAUCUAAGAUUGUCUUAGGUCAAAUAGAAAAACAGAAUGUUGGAUUAAAUUAUUUAAUGGAAAUGCUUUAAAAAAAUAUGAUUAACUUAAACAAAUGAACUUUGAUGUAUUAAUUCUAUCUUCUUACUAGAUUAUAACACUUGUAGAAGUUGUUGAACAUUUAAAAUUAGAAUAACUUGAUGAUUUAUGUGAGAAUGUUUUUGGUUACUUAAAUCCAUGGAGAAUUAUAAUAACUACUCCUAAUUCAGAUUUUAAUGUCUAUUUUAAAUAACUGAAUCCUAAAUUUAUAUUAAGACACCCUGAUCAUAAAUUUGAAUUUUCAUAAUAAGAAUUUUAAGAAUGGACGUAAGCUAUCGCUUUGAAAUAUCAUUAUUCAACAAUCUAUGAUGGAGUUGGAUAACAUAAAUCUGGAGAUCUUACAAAUGGUUAUGCAUCAUAGAUCUGUAUAUUUACUAAAAUUAAGGAUUAUUAAUAUCAUUUCACUGCUGAUUAAGAAGAUCUCCAAUUAAUUUUACAUCAUUGUCUUCCAUAUGAUAGUCGUUCUAAUGAAUAAAAAUUAGCUGAUGAUAUAAUGAUGAACUACUCUAGAUUUUCAUUAUAGAAUUAAAGUGAUAUUGAUGAUAAUGAGUAUGAUAUCCUGUCAACUCUUGAUGACUAUGAUAUUCUAAUUAGAAUCAAAGACUUACCAAGAAGUGAAUAUUUGGAAUAAAUGAUUCAAAAAAAUAAAAGAUUCACUAUUUAUUAGAAUGAUUAUUUAUUAUUGAAAUUGAACUAAAAUUGA
Molecule: messenger RNA, 1059 nt
Organism: Paramecium sonneborni
Lineage: Eukaryota; Ciliophora; Oligohymenophorea; Peniculida; Parameciidae
Source: the annotation of a GenBank genome assembly